Molecule: messenger RNA, 2158 nt
Organism: Trematosphaeria pertusa
Lineage: Eukaryota; Fungi; Ascomycota; Dothideomycetes; Pleosporales; Trematosphaeriaceae
Exons: 1
Coding region: 240-2054 (604 amino acids)
Molecular function (GO): oxidoreductase activity
Source: RefSeq, a predicted model, not a curated record
CGCGGCCGAGAGUGAUUAGUAAAUGCCGAUGCAGUUCACAGAUAUGGAUGGGACAACGUUUACAUCUCACCUGCUGAAUAACGAACAUUCACGACGCCGAGACGAUUGCAAAUCAUGCAUAGAGGCUCAAACGUAGGGCAUAUAAGGUUCACGGCUGACCGUAGAAGGACGAGAACGACCUGGAGCUGCAAGAGACAGCGAAGAGCCAAGGAACAGCGCCAGACAUACGAAUAAAUACCAUGGCCUUCUCAAUGGCGAUGCCCUUCCACAAGGGCGAAGAGCAAAUGCACAAGCUGCUGAAAGUUCCGUCAUACGACAACCCUACUUCAGCGAUGCUCACGCCCCAAGCUAGCUUCUCGCUACAACGAUCGCCUCUCCUCGCCCUAGGAACUCUCGACUCACAAAACCGCCCAUGGACGACUCUUUGGGGUGGCCACGCUGGCUUCUCUCAACCUCUUGGCGGUGGCCUUAUCGGAACCCGGACCAUCGUCGACGGAGCGCAUGACCCUGUUGUGCAAGCUCUUGUAGGGAAUGUCGAAAAGGGCGAGAUGGUGCAGCAGGAGAAAAUCUUAUCAGGUUUAAGCAUCGACUUGAUGAAGAGGACGAGGGUAAAACUCUCUGGGCGAAUGGUAGCUGGCGCCGUGGGUAAGAUGGAUGUGGAAUUCGAAGACGAGGGUGAGCGGCCGGACGAAGCACCGGAAAAGCAGGAUCAGAUUCAGUUGGUCAUGAAGAUUGAACAAAGUCUCGGUAAUUGUCCCAAGUACUUGAACCAGUAUGAGGUACAGCCCGCUUUCGUCACUUCGGAAUUGGUAUCCCAGGGGCCAACGCUUACCCCAGAUGCCAAGGCUCUGAUAUCCAAAUCCGACAUGUUCUUUCUUUCGAGCAGCACGGAAGAUGAUAUGGACACAAACCAUCGCGGUGGGCCCGCAGGCUUCGUUCGAGUUCUAUCGGACACUGAAAUCGUCUAUCCAGAGUACUCCGGCAACCGCCUAUACCAGUCACUUGGCAAUCUCCAACUCAACCCUAAGAUCGGCAUUACCUUUCCAGAUUAUGAAACAGGGGCCGUCCUCUACACAACCGGAGCCGCUGAAAUACUAAUAGCGGGCGACGCGGCUAAGCUGCUCCCAGGAAGCAAUCUCGCAUUGAAAAUGAAACUCGAUGAAGUGCGGCUCAUAGAAGGCGGUCUUCCUUUCCGGGGCAAGAGGAAGUUACCUUCGCCGUAUAACCCGCUCGUACGGACAUUGGCCUCAGAAGGGAACAUCAAGUCAUCAAUAGCUGCGACUCGUACAACGGCCCGGCUUGUAAAGAAGACCCUCCUCACACCAUCAGUCGCACGCUUCACGUUUUCUGUGCCAGACGGGAUCGCUUAUACCCCUGGCCAGUGGGUAGCCUUCGACUUCUCGGGGGAGUUAGAUAUCGGUUACUCUCACAUGCGGGAUGAUGAUCCACGGAGCUUGAACGACGACUUCGUGCGCACAUUUACGAUCUCUUCGAGACCCACAGAGAACGGAACGAAAGAGAAAGAGUUCGAAAUCACGAUCAGGAACGUUGGAGUCAUCACAAGUUUCCUUUUCAAACAGAAUGAUCGCGCAGGCUUUGAAGUUCCUAUAGUGGGCGUGGGCGGCGAGUUCAAGAUCGAGCAGAGGGCAAAUGAUGCCCAAGUGACGUCUUUUGUUGCUGGUGGUGUCGGUAUUACGCCACUUCUUGGCCAGCUGGAAGGCCUCGAUACAUCGCCCGGCCGAUUCAAAUUGUUUUGGACCACCAGGCCAGCCGAUGCAAAUCUCGCAUUGGAGACACUGCAAAGACACACGGGCCUCGCAAAGUCUACGGAGAUCUUCUUCACCGGAUUGAACGCAUCGAAAGAGAUCGAAGAGAAGAUUGAGGAGAUCGAGAAAAUGGGAGCGAAGGUCGAGAGGAGGAGGAGGAUUGGUAAGAACGAUCUCAAUGCUCUGAAUGCAGACACUUGGUAUCUGUGCGCUGGGAAACCGUUAAGGAAGGAGGUUUUGACCUGGUUAGAGGGGAAGAGAGUCAUUUUCGAGAACUUUGACUAUUGAACAAUCGCGAUUCUCCGUUCCUCCGUCCGGCUUGUGUACGUACGUUAUUUCCCUACUAGUUGUUUUGGUCUCUGACUAUGUCAAUGAAAGCAUGCAAUCCUCUC